Aspergillus heteromorphus CBS 117.55 is the source of this 4078-nucleotide messenger RNA. RefSeq names its product poly(A)-specific ribonuclease (gene pan2n2). Gene Ontology annotation, cellular component: P-body; PAN complex. Bases 432 to 3902 code for a protein of 1156 amino acids. The record is from RefSeq and is a predicted model, not a curated record. Gene Ontology annotation, molecular function: protein binding; nucleic acid binding; poly(A)-specific ribonuclease activity. Gene Ontology annotation, biological process: mRNA processing; nuclear-transcribed mRNA poly(A) tail shortening. Lineage: Eukaryota; Fungi; Ascomycota; Eurotiomycetes; Eurotiales; Aspergillaceae. The transcript has 4 exons.
GGCUGAUGGCGCUGAGUCAGCAACACGCGCUGGGCAUGCCGCCUCACGUGACCGCGAGUCGGGAACGAACCUCCUCGAGCAUUAUUGCCGCCUGCGAAGGUCUGGAAUGUCUUCAUCCCGGAGACUGUCCGUCUCGUGAGUUGCUCCAGAUACGAGAGUCUGGGACUGACUGCGGCUGUCGGACUCGACAACUUGACUCGCGUUUCCCCUGCCACAGCGCCACAGCACUUCAGCAUUCCAGGACAGGCCCCUCCUGUCUCCUGCCAGCUCUCCCCGCACUCGCGUCUCCGCCCAAUGAUGCCCGCUUUCACGUCGCUCCCCAAUGGACAGACCCAACUGCUGUCUUGAAUCGUCUUGACUCCGUGCUAUCCCGAACAUCCUCCCCCCCCCCUGUAUAGUGUCCGUGCCCGACCGGGUGCGAUGUCAAGGCCAUGGAGGCCGAUUGGGAUGAAUUGUCGCGCAUUCCGGUGCCCGCUCCGAGCCUGCACGCCCUGCCGACAGCCGCGACAACAAUAGCCUUUGAUGAUGUGAUGGAACUGCUGUGGGCAGGAAAUGAAUAUGGACGAAUUACCUCCUUUUACGGCCCCGAGUUGCAGCGAUAUACCUCUGUUCGAGCGCACCCGGCGUCUGAGGGCGCGGUGCGGCAGAUCCUGUUCCAUGACAGAGGCGUGAUCUCACUCUCCUCGAAAAGUGUACAUAUGAUAACCCGACGCGGCCUGACACAAUGGCAUAUCACCCACGAGGAAAUGACCGAUCUCCGAUGCAUGAGCUUCACCGCCCAGUUGAAUCGGAUCAUCGUUGCAGGAUGCCAGAAGAUGAUGUUUACGAUCGACAUUGAUAAGGGAAUCAUCAAUGACAAGCUGCCAACCGAGUACAACUACACGAUGAUGAAGAAGAGUCGCUAUCUGUGUGCUGCGACAGAUACUGGGUCAGUCAACGCGCUGAGCCUGAACGACUUCAGUGUAGUGAAGUCGUGGAAAGCACACGGGACGGCAAUCAAUGACAUGGAUGCGCGGAAUGAUCUUUUGGUUACAUGCGGUUUCUCGGUCAGGCAUAUGGGCUCCCCGAUCGUGGAUCCGUUGGCCAACGUGUACGACUUGAAAACCCUCUCCCCGCUUCCCCCAAUCCCCUUUCAUGCGGGAGCCGCGUAUGUACGCAUGCACCCGAAGCUCCAUACGACUAGCUUUGUCGCCUCUCAAACGGGUCAACUUCAGGUGGUGGACCUGAUGAAUCCCAACUCGAUAAACCUCCGCCAGGCGAACGUGUCUUUCAUGCUCGGCAUCGACCUCUCGCCGUCCGGAGAAGCAUUGGCGAUCAUUGAUGCCGAAUGUGCCAUCCACCUGUGGGGCUCACCAGCCAAGGUUCACUUCAAUGAGAUGAGCAAGGAAACCGAGUUCGCGGAUGUAGCCCCGCGGCCGCCCCCCUUGGACUGGUCCCCAGAAACGCCUUUGAACAUGGUCGGCAUGCCUUAUUAUCACGAUCGUCUCUUCUCUGCGUGGCCAAGCCACCUUGUCUUUGAGGUCGGGAGCCCGCCGGCUGCGGUGGAUCAGGCUCUAAUCCCUUAUCUUCGUCCUGCGGAAAUCGGCCAUUAUGCCCCGAACCCGAAGAAAACGCGACGUUACCAGGUUGAGAACACACGCGCGCUCUCAUCUGCGGAACCCGCCUUGAUUGCGCCAAAAUUCCUGAGCGAAAAAGCAAGAGAGCAGAGCAAAGCGAAGUCAGACGGAGCAAUUACCGACACGGUUGAAGCACUGGCAGGUGCGAAGAUAAACGGCGAGGCGGACGACGAUCCUCUCCUUAAAUACAGCAAUGUAGAGAUCAAAUAUAGCAGAUUUGGUGUUGAUGAUUUCGAUUUCAGAUUUUACAACCAGACGAAUUUCUCUGGGCUAGAGACACAUAUUGCCAACUCCUUUACAAAUGCUCUCCUUCAGCUCUUCAAGUUCAUUCCAGUAGCUCGCAACACUGCUCUCCAGCACGCUGCCAGUUCCUGUAUAUUCGAAAACUGCCUCCUCUGCGAGAUGGGCUACCUUUUUGAUAUGCUUGAGAAAGCCAAUGGCCAGAAUUGCCAGGCUACUAAUUUGUUGAAGACGUUCAGUAGCUACCGCGAGGCGUCCAACCUUGGUCUCUUCGAAGAGAACCUGACGAAUAAGUCGCUCUCCGCAGCAAUCCAGGCCGUGAACAGAUUCUUUCUGAAUCAGAUCUCGCAUGACUUCCGCAUGAUCUCACCCGCCUCAGACGACUUUGAUCACCGUUUUACAACGCUUGCGUCCGAAUCCAUUCGGUGCAUCUAUUGCCAGAAUGAAAUUGUGAGACCAGGCAACACCCUUGUCAACGAGCUCCACUAUCCAGCGAUCGACAUCAAGCAAGCUCGACGAAACCCUGCCUUUCGCUUCUCGAAUAUAUUGCGGGCCAGCAUUGAACGGGAGACCCAGAAUCGCGGCUGGUGCAACUAUUGUCGACGUUACCAGCAGGUUGCUAUCCGAAAGUCCGUACACCGCAUGCCUCAUGUCCUGAUGCUGAAUGCGGCACUGAGCAACCCAAUCUGUCGACGGCUGUGGACGAUCCCCGGAUGGCUGCCUGAAGAGGUCGGAAUCGUGGUCGAGAACGGUCAGACCUUGUGCUUUGAAGGCGAUGAUCUCAAAAUGCGGGUGCAGGCUAAGAUGCCCGGGCUCGCCAUCUACGACUUGGUCGGUCUGGUCUGUGAAAUCGAUGUCCCUGAGCAUCAGAAGGCGCAUCUGGUUUCGUUCAUCAAUGUUUCGAUUUCUUCUCGUGAGCCAGAGACCCAAAAUAAGUGGCACCUCUUCAACGACUUCCUGGUGACCGAGGUGGAUAAGGAGGAAGCUCUCCGCUUCAACCAGCCAUGGAAAUCACCGUGUGUACUGGCGUUCCAGGUGAGAGAAGGCCGCCAUGCCGUGAAUGAUAGCUGGAAGGAUGCUCUUGAUACCGGGCUUCUUUUCCGUGAAUGGUCGCUGAACGGUGGCCAUGCCGUGGAAUCAUGCAUCACGCUUUCCGAUGAAGAAAGGCCAGCACCUGGUACACCUGUCGCUCUUGAUACCGAGUUUGUCGAUCUCGAAAAGGCCGAGAUCGACGUGAAAGCAGAUGGCUCCCAGGAAAUCGUACGCCCCAGCAAGAGUGGCCUCGCCCGAGUCUCCGUCCUUCGCGGGUCGGGAGUCCAGGAGGGCGUUCCGUUCAUCGAUGACUACAUCACCAUCAAGGAGCCUAUUGUGGACUAUGUGACUCAAUACUCAGGAAUCAAACCUGGGGACCUGGACCCGAGACUCAGUCAACAUAACCUGGUUCCGCUCAAAGUGGCAUACAAGAAGCUGUGGCUGCUCCUCAACCUCGGCUGUGUGUUUGUCGGACACGGCUUGGCCUCUGACUUCCGCAAGGUGAACAUGCAAGUUCCCAAGAAUCAGACGGUAGAUACACAGUAUUUGUUCUUCCAAUUCGGCAAGAACCGGCGCCUCAGUCUUCGAUACCUGGCCUGGGCGGUGUUCAAGGAAUACAUCCAAGAAGAACCCGCCGAUGACAACCAGGGCCACGACUCCAUUGAGGACGCGCGCAUGGCCCUCCGCCUGUGGAAGAAAUUCAAAGAAUACGAAGACGCAGGCAUUGUAUCCCAGAUCCUGGACGAGAUCUUCCGCGAAGGACAGAAGCUGGGAUUCCGACCCCCGCCGCGCAACGGGGUUCCCACCGUCCUUUCUCGCCCCGGCACUGCGGUAACGAUGCAGAACAACAGUGGGCGCAACACUCCCAACACGCCCGAUGUCGUCGGCGCAGCUGCCAGCGCGCCGGCAACCCCCCGGCAAGCCUUCCGGCGGUCGAUUGCGCUGACUCCCAGCAACGGCAGCUUCGCGGGCCCGGGGACGGGGGACUUCAUCACCGGAAGCCCCCUGAAGUAAAUCUUUUUCUCGCAGUUAGAGGUGCGAAUUUUUGAUGACCCUUUUACGAUGCUAUCAACUUGCUUAUACGCGAUGAGCUGCGAAUGGCUGUGGCGGCAUUGGAUACCGUCUGUCAUAAUUGGUUUCCAUGUGCGGGUUGGACAGAGGCCAGAUAUAGCUCCAGAGAUAGAAAUUCC